AUGCGUUUCAUUAGCUGCGUCCCAGUAAUCUCCGAAGAUGAUGAUACUGGCGUUGUCCUAUGUCAAGCUCAGUUUAGCGAAGACAGGUGCGAUAAUCUGAAGAACUUGCAACACAUUUACAUCAAAGAACUUAUUGCAAGUGAAGGCAGCGAGAUUGCAGCUGUGAAGAAUGUGUCUUUUGAAAAGUUGCACUGCUUUUCUCAUGCUGAUGCUUUAAAAUCCUGGUAUGAGUUACUAGACCUAUUGUCUGCGGGAUUCUUCAGGCUAGACAUGGACAGGUCAUGGACUGAGAAGGCACAAUGGAGGUUUUACUAUGUGGGUAAUACAUGGAAACUGGCUUUUGAAACUCAGGUUCGAGGCCUCACCAAACGGUUCUGCGAAUUAGAGUUGGUGCCUGCCCGAGAGAAGGAAGUUGAUCUUUUCGAGAUGAGCAUGAAGCUUUAUCAAAACUGUGUUACUGGUAAUCAAAAAAUUCACCGGCUUGAGCAGAGGUGCAAGGACUUACAAAACCUAGUCGAUGAGUCUCAAAAAAGGCAGGACGAAGAUCACAAGAUGAUAAAAAAGAGAGACGAGAGAACAAGGGCCUUUGUAAUUAACUUACUGAAUGAAAAGAAAGCAAUGAUUCGCAAAUUACAGAGACGUUUAGAAGAGAAUCGCGCACCAGAGGAUAUCCCUGAUGGAUAUCUUGUAAAUCGGUUCGUGAGCCAACCUGUUUCAAGAAUGACAUCUCCCCGAAAAAGAACCUCUCUUCGCAAAUCAGGCACACCUUCGCCAAAGAAAAGCACAAUAAAGUCCUUGGUGAAAGAGGAGGAAGAGGAUCAAUGGGAUGAUUUUGGCGGCAAUGACGUCGAAAUCUUGGGCAUAAACCGAGAGAGGACAGUGAGCGCCCCUAACUUGCGCUUAGAAACGCCUAGUCUCAUGAAAAACCCGUUUUUGGAUGAGACAAGGGAUUUAAACACUGUGAAAGAGCAGGAUUUCGCGUCCAAAGAACAGCUCGCGCCUUCAGCAGGCAGUGCUCCUGGCUUUACGUUGGACGUAAGCCAGAAGGAAGAAUCUGCAAUACCCGAAGUUGCAGAGAUGUCUUCCCAGAAAGAAGAAGAGGUGGAACAAGAGACGGGGAAAGCACCUGAGGAAGGUGUCAGGGAAGAUACCGCGCAAGAGAUUGGGAAAGGAACGGAAAAAGAGACAGAAGAAGAGACAGAAGAAGAGACAGAAGAAGAGACAGAAGAAGAGACAGAAGAAGAGACAGAAGGAUACACGGAACAAGACACGGAAAAAGACACGGAAGAGGAGACGGAAGUCGAAACAGAUGCCUGA
This is a messenger RNA of Lachancea thermotolerans CBS 6340, 1317 nucleotides long. It is a transcript of the gene LIF1, whose product is annotated as Lif1p. The coding region runs from base 1 to 1317 and encodes 438 amino acids. The record is from RefSeq and is a predicted model, not a curated record. NCBI's taxonomy places the organism in Eukaryota, Fungi, Ascomycota, Saccharomycetes, Saccharomycetales, Saccharomycetaceae. The transcript has a single exon.